Messenger RNA from Actinia tenebrosa (Australian red waratah sea anemone), 2249 nucleotides. Its product is annotated as spliceosome-associated protein CWC27 homolog. Gene Ontology annotation, cellular component: catalytic step 2 spliceosome. Gene Ontology annotation, molecular function: peptidyl-prolyl cis-trans isomerase activity. Lineage: Eukaryota; Metazoa; Cnidaria; Anthozoa; Actiniaria; Actiniidae. The record is from RefSeq and is a predicted model, not a curated record. Gene Ontology annotation, biological process: protein peptidyl-prolyl isomerization.
UGGUUAUCCGCUGGUUUAUCGACGGGCUGAGCAUGUCUGGAAAACAUUGAAAAGGUUUUGGAGUAAAUUUUGACUUUUUAAUGAAAUAAAUAAGCAAAAAUGAGCAAUAUAUACAUCCAGGAGCCUCCUACUAAUGGAAAAGUUUUGUUAGAGACAUCUGUUGGCGAUAUUGAUAUAGAGCUUUGGAGUAAAGAAGCUCCUAUGGCAUGCCGGAACUUUAUUCAGCUAUGCUUGGAACAUUACUAUGAUGAUACUAUCUUUCACAGAAUUGUAAAAGGGUUUUGUAUUCAAGGAGGUGAUCCUACUGGCACAGGCUUUGGUGGGGAAUCUGUAUAUGGUAAAAGGUUUAAGGAUGAGUUCCAUCAGAGGUUAAAAUUCAAUAGGCGUGGUCUGGUUGCCAUGGCAAACUCAGGACCAAACGACAAUGGCAGCCAGUUCUUUUUUACUUUGGACAGAACAGAUGAUCUGAAUGGAAAGCAUACCAUAUUUGGCAAGAUUACUGGAAAUACCAUAUAUAACAUGUUGAAAAUGGUUGAUCUAGAAGUAGAUGAUAAUGACCAUCCUCUUUACCCACCAAAGAUUAAAAGAACAGAGGUAUUGUCCAACCCUUUUGAUGACAUUGAACCAAGAAAUAACAAGAUGAAAAAAGACGAGGCUCUAGCACCUAAGAAACCUAAGGCCAAAGGCACCAAAAAUUUCAGUUUGUUAUCGUUUGGAGAAGAAGCAGAAGAAGAUGAAGAAGAAGUAAUCAAUGUUGGCAAGGAAUUGAAAAUGAAAAGCAGCCAUGAUGUACUAGAUGACCCAACAUUAAGUAAACAAACUGUGAAUCAAGAUGCUUCAAAAGAGAAAGACGGUGAUAAAAAUCUCGGUGAACAAGCUCGGCAAAAGCUCAAGAAACAGACUCAAGAAUAUGAUGAUGAUUCUAGUGAGGACGAACCGACUGAAUCAACAAGCAAAAGUAAAGAACUUCGAAAAGAAUCAACAAAGUUGCUAAAAGAAAUCAAAGAAUCGAGGAGAAAAGCAGCGAACAAGGAAACUGAACCUGAAAGUAAGACUGUUGCAUCGAAAGAUAAAUUAUCUCGCGUUGUUGCUGAUUUUCGUGCUGAGAGAGACGAAUAUGUUGCAAAAGUCAAAGGAACAAUAAAGGCCAAAGGUGAUGGGAGAAGUGAACAAACUUUCUCUCUACUUGCUGACUUCCAAGCCAAACUGAACGAAAAGAUAGAUGAAGAGAAUUCAGAUGAAGAAAAUUCAGAUAAAGAUGAAGGAGAUGAAAAAUCGGAUGACAUAGGAUGGAUGACGCACGUAUUACAUUGUGAAGAAGGAAUGAAACAAAAGGUCAAAGACGCAAACAUACAAGACGAAGAUACCUACGAAAUAUUCGAUCCAAGAAACCCAAUCAACAAACGAAGAAGAGAAGCCAGUAAAGAAGCCAUGAAAGGAAAAAGAAGAAAAGAAAGAUAGGAUAAACAAACGAAAAGGGACCAUAGCCACACAGCCAACUUGUUUUGAGCUCCGUCUGUUUAAAAGUCGCACGGCAGCCAUGUUGUAGCAUAAAGAAUGAUAAGAUUUUUAAUCCUUUAGGAAUAGAAAUCUCUUUUAAUGCGAAAGCAUUGCGUUGUUCAUGCCCUGGCUACAUGGCUGUCGUGAGCUCAUGGCUCAUUACUGUCCAGCAAUAUCAUGAUCAAUUCUCUUAAGGCUGGAGCCAAGAAAAAAAGGCAUGGACUUCUCAUCUGUUAACUCAAUAUUGCUUCAUUAACCAACUAUCGUUUGAAAAACUAGUAAGACGAGGAGUUUCGCGAUAGUUGUUGGAACUUGGACUUCCCUGGGCUGCCUGCACGCAAUAGUUACCCUGAUGAAGACUAACAGUUUGCAGUCGAAAAGUCGCGGUCCUCUACCAAUGACCCUCAAUCGUGAGACAAAUAAAUAAGUAUCAUUUAUUACUUUUCCAUGAUCAGUCGUAUACCUGUAGUUACCCUCCACGCAGGCAUGACUUGGGGUGCUAAUAAACGCAUCUUGUAUUGGCAUACACCAUGCAGUCUGAAGAAAACCAUUGGAGCCGGAUAGUUGGCAUACCUACUAGUGUCAUUCAGGUGCCUGCUUGCCUUAAGCACCCUGGGUUUUGUGUAGUCUAUAAAGCAGAUUUAUUUGUUUGUAAAUAGAUUAUCGGUUCAUAGAACUGAACUAGGACUGUAUUCAUGCAGUUUUUAAGUAAAAUACACUGAUUCCGGGCGGCUUAGCUUGGGUGAUCA